AUGGCCCUAUACUUCCUUUAUCCCGCCGUGGCCGCCUUGGCCUUGUUCAUCGUGGGCGUGAUCAUUGUCAUGCUGCGCUACGGACCCCGUUUGUGCGGUUUGCGGCACCAUGCCCUUCCGGACGACGACGACCUGCGGGGGAAGACGUACGAGCAUGAGAUAAGCUAUGCCUAAUCUCAUUCAGGGAUGUCCCAGAAAUCGAAUCCAUCCAAAAGUGCUUCAGAAACAACUUCAACUAUCAGAAAAUAAUUUAAAAGACACCGAAAAUAAUGUUCAACUACAAAAUGUUGUAGUUUUGCCAAUUACCCUCCCAAAAAUAUUCUGAGAUUUCUGGGACUGCCCUGAUUAUACUUUACAUACUUCUUAUACAUUCCGGCAAUGUUUUGAAUUGCUUCUUCUAUAUCUCCCCAAAACUAACUCUAGCCUCUGUAAGAACCCCCACUAACCUUUCUGCACCCAACGACCAUAAUUAUUUUGCAUGCAGUACAAAUAGCUUCUUUAGCCACUAGCAUUGCUCGAGCCGUUUCCAUUCCAUUUACUACAACCAGACAAUGUGCCUUCAAUGUAGAGUCUCGUAAGAAAAACAUACCGUCCAAGUGUCUUUUUAGUGCUAGUAAGAUCGAACUGUAUUUAAAUUAAAUGCUAUUUACCCUUAUUGGGUAUCCUGCAGAUGCAGCAUUUAAUGUUGUCCAAUAUUAUAUUUGUAUAAAACAUAUCAGUGUCUUGUAUUUUCAACAGUUAAUGCAAACUCUAUACAUUUGUAUUUGUCCGUUUAGUUUUCGAAUAUUGUCUUCUGAAAUUACAUGAAAUAAAGCUACAAUUUACGGCCCAUAAACUAUA
Messenger RNA from Drosophila elegans, 840 nucleotides. RefSeq lists its product as uncharacterized. The record is from RefSeq and is a predicted model, not a curated record. Bases 1 to 174 code for a protein of 57 amino acids. NCBI's taxonomy places the organism in Eukaryota, Metazoa, Arthropoda, Insecta, Diptera, Drosophilidae. The transcript has a single exon.